AGCUUUUUUUUUUAACCAGCUGCGGGGGGAAGCUGAACAGGGGCAAUUUAAAUACACUAGGAUCAUCUCCUGCAACUGCUGCUUUUUUUAAUUUAUGUUUUAAAUUUAAUUUCUUACCAUCUCAUUGUUAUCAUUUUUCCCAUUUUUUUGGGGAGGGGGUACACUAUGAAAGCCUGUGCAUUUCGGGUGCAUUCCUGCUGCUGGCUGGGACUAUGAUUUAUCAAUGCUCGCAGCUUUGUUCUCAUGACACACUUGAACUCAUUCAGUCGCAUCCAAACAGAAGAGAGCGGUGAUUUAACUUUCUUGCAUCUUCGACGAUUCCAGCUGCAGCAGGUACUUUCUGCCUUUGAGCGGUUGCCCUGCUGUGUGUAGGUGUUGAAGCAGCCAUGUGGAGCAGGGAGAGCGCUCCUCCACUUCUCCUCUGCCUGCUGGCGCUCACUGCUCUCUGGAAAACCAGGUCAGUGAGCUGUGAUGCCCAAUCUAAUCCCUUUCAAACCAACAUCACCCUGUUUACGCGCAUCCUGGACAGCCUGCUGGAUGGAUAUGACAACCGUCUACGGCCAGGGCUUGGUGACAGGAUAACAGAGGUGAAGACAAAUAUCUAUGUCACCAGCUUCGGACCAGUUUCAGACACAGACAUGGAGUACACCAUCGAUGUUUUUUUCCGGCAAAGCUGGAAGGACGAGAGGUUGAAAUUUAACGGGCCGAUGAAUAUACUGCCGCUCAACAACCUGAUGGCAAGUAAAAUCUGGACUCCGGACACCUUCUUCCACAAUGGGAAGAAGUCUGUGGCUCAUAACAUGACAAUGCCGAAUAAACUGCUAAGGAUCAAAGAUGACGGGACGCUGCUGUACACCAUGAGGUUAACUGUGCAUGCAGAGUGCCCAAUGCAUCUGGAGGAUUUCCCCAUGGACUUUCAUUCCUGUCCACUAAAAUUUGGCAGCUAUGCCUACACAAUCUCAGAAGUGACAUAUGCUUGGACUCGAAAUGCCUCCGACUCUGUGGUGGUGGAAGGAGAAAGCUCCCGCCUUAACCAGUAUGACCUGCUUGGACAAACGGUCGGACAGGAGACUAUCAAAUCGAGCACAGGUGAAUACACCGUGAUGACGGCUCAUUUCCAUCUGAAGAGGAAGAUUGGUUACUUUGUUAUCCAGACGUACCUCCCAUGCAUCAUGACAGUCAUCCUUUCCCAAGUGUCUUUCUGGUUGAAUAGAGAAUCAGUGCCAGCCAGGACUGUGUUUGGUGUGACCACUGUUCUCACAAUGACGACACUGAGUAUCAGUGCAAGGAACUCACUUCCCAAGGUUGCCUACGCCACUGCCAUGGACUGGUUCAUCGCCGUCUGCUAUGCCUUUGUCUUCUCUGCUUUGAUAGAGUUUGCCACUGUGAAUUACUUCACAAAGCGCGGCUGGGCUUGGGAUGGAAAGAGUAUUGUGACUGAAAAGAAAAAAGAGAGGGCUACUGUCGCUAAGAAGAAUAAUGCCUACGCUGUAGCAGUGGCCAACUAUGCGCCAAACAUCGCCAAGGACUCCAGCACACUUCCAACUAUCGCCAAAGGUGGAGCUAUGGAUCCCAACAAGCCCAGAGCAGAUGGCAAAGUACCAGAUAGCAAGAAGACAUUCAACAGCGUUAGCAAAAUUGACCGGAUGUCAAGGGUCCUGUUUCCGGUUCUCUUUGGUAGCUUCAACCUUGUUUACUGGGCGACAUACUUAAACAGAGAACCCAUUAUAAAGGACAUGGUCCCCUCCACUUAGAGGCCAGUUGUAGUGCGUUCUGGUCUUGGGUCCAAGAGACGAACCAAAUACCUCCAGCAACUGUGUACAUAUACCUUUGCAGAGUGAAGUCCUGGAUUGCAGUGUGAUCCUCUAUCUCCGCCUGUUUUCUACACUGUCUGCAGCACUUUUGAAAAGCCCGGCUUUUGUAAAUGUGUAUGUAUAUUUAUAUUCAUGGUUUCAUGGUGACAUAUCGUGUGAUUACUUCUAUUAGAGUGCAUAUUUCCUUGAAAGUAUGUUUCCAGUUACAGUAUGUGGCCACUGUACAUACAACUCAAAUGAAGAGUAAAGAAAUAAACAUGAACACAUACCUUUUAUUUAUUUCUAAAUGUGUUGAAGUUUGCUGGUAAUUUCCACUCUCUUAAUAUGAUAGAUUUGUUUUCCCCUUUUGAGUGAAAGGGACUGAUUUUUAUCACAUUGAAUUACUUUCUUUGCCAUCGAAGAGUGGCCUGACAAUUUUUUAGUUUCUCCAAGCCAAUGCAAAAACACAUUUUGUAUAAUAUUGUUACAAUGAUAAUCUGUGACUGCAGGUAUGGGGCUACAAUCACACACUGACCUCCAGAAUUAUUUAAACACCUCAAGCCCAAAAGGUUGUUAAAUAUAGAAAACAUAUAACAUUAGUAUGCUUGUGUGGUAUCAUUUGGAAUGAAAGGAAAAUAUUAUUGUGAAACGUAAUGAGAACACAUUGGGUAAGAAAAGAAACAAUCAAAAAACAGAAUGACAAAACACGCUCUGAUUGUGUUGAGGUGUUAAAAGAUAAAAACUCAAGCGUAAGGUUAGUAAUGCUUAAUAUAAAGUAAUUAUUGUUUUUAUUCAGGACAAAUGAAGCUGAUAUUCAGUCAAAAAUUGUUUCUGCAUUGAACAACGUUUGAUUUAUGUUUGCACACUAAUUGUAUGAGGUUAAGUUUUGUUAGCCAUGGCAGAGUUUAAGAAUAAUGAAAAGGAUUUAUGUUUAACCUGAAUUAAACUAAUAAACUAUAUAGCUUAACUUUCAAACACUAUGAGCAAGAGCGUGCCUAAUGAUAAGAGUCUAUGAACUGUAUCUGUUAUGUAUCAGGGAUUUGAGAGGCAACAGCAACAUCAUUGAAUAAAAUAACCUCCAGUAUAAAAAUAUAUUGAUCAAUGUUUUACCUCUACAAGAAAAGAACACAAUACACAGCUGAAAGACACACAUCCCUGGUCAAAUUUUGUCUGAAAGUUUUGUUCAACUUAUUGUCAAACAAAGUGAUAAAAAUGUCUAACAGACACAUAGCAAAAUUAAGUAAGUCCAGUAUUCGCUCUUCUUUUACCUCUAUUUUGGUAUCCUCCAACUCCUGAGGAAAAUAUCUUGGAAUAGCAUUUAAUUAGUUUGACUUUCUUCCCCAGCCAACUAACUUUGUCAGAUUGGCAUUUGGUACUGGAUAGUUGAUUUACAGAAUGUAUAGAUUUAAAACCAAAAAAAACAAACUACAAAAGGCUAAAGAGCAACUUCAGAGCUCCUGAGCAUGACCAUAAUCUUCUGUAGGUACGUCCUCUCAACACAUUGCAGACAUCACGAUUAGAUGUUUAAAAAAUGAUUAACAAUAAUUAAAAAGUACAGAUAAUAAGUAUUUACUUUUAAAAUAUUUAUUUAUUUGUGUGUGAAAACAUCUCAUCACUUAUUUUAAAUGAUUAUAUGGCAGCUUUGUUUUAAACUUACCUGUGGUGGAAGUGACUCUGGAGGACAGUGUGGAUGUAUUGGUGUAGACUUCAGCUCCGUGGCACUACUUAUCAGCAUGUCUGCCAUCUUUCAUACCCAUUGUCUGUCCCCUCACAACACAUUUCAUGAUCACACAAGCUAUUCAAACAAAUUACAGGGAUAAAACAGCAAACACAGGACUGUUUUGUGCCAAUAUCAACUCCCAUCAAUCGUUGGUAGAAAACAGUCACAUUCUUCUCCAAGUAUUUAUUAUCUGUUAUUUGCUUCAAGUGAAGAUACAGCCAGGAUUUGGGACUAACUUAUUUUUUUUCUCAGAAAAUGGUCAUAGAUGUGUAGCUUCAUCUUGUAUUUGUAUGCAGAUUGAUUGUCACUAAAACUUUGAAUUAACUCUGAAGCCAUAUACAGUCAUCAUGUAAUCCAAUUCCAUCAGCAACAAAAUAACAGGGACAACCAAUGAUUGUACUUUAUGAGCAUAUGACACUGUGGUAAAAAAAAAAAAAGAAGUAUAAACCUAUUUUGAAGAUAUCACAGAUGCUGUAUAUCAAGAAGACAAGUUGUGUAUCAAGCCCCAUAUCAGCAGCCAUAAGCAGUAUGGUACUCUACUGUAAGUUUUUCCUCAUAAAGUGAUAUUUUGCUUCACGCCAAUAUCUAUCUUAUUUUAUUGACUCAAACUUUGCAUGAACAAAAAACAACUAGCUUUUAUAUUUAUUUUUAAGAAAUGAUGUUGUCAGUAAGAAAUUAUUUUUAAUUGAAAUUCCGCAUCCUGGUAGAAUCUUAAACAUUCCAGAUCAGAUGAUUGUUCACAAGGUGGAUGCUUGAU
Messenger RNA from Eleginops maclovinus (Patagonian blennie), 4270 nucleotides. Its product is annotated as gamma-aminobutyric acid receptor subunit alpha-2. The record is from RefSeq and is a predicted model, not a curated record. The transcript is spliced from 10 exons. Gene Ontology annotation, cellular component: postsynapse; synapse; GABA-A receptor complex. Gene Ontology annotation, biological process: regulation of postsynaptic membrane potential; synaptic transmission, GABAergic; nervous system process. The coding region runs from base 387 to 1754 and encodes 455 amino acids. NCBI's taxonomy places the organism in Eukaryota, Metazoa, Chordata, Actinopteri, Perciformes, Eleginopidae. Gene Ontology annotation, molecular function: GABA-gated chloride ion channel activity; inhibitory extracellular ligand-gated monoatomic ion channel activity; GABA-A receptor activity.